Hordeum vulgare subsp. vulgare (domesticated barley) is the source of this 3216-nucleotide messenger RNA. RefSeq names its product putative disease resistance RPP13-like protein 1. Gene Ontology annotation, biological process: defense response to other organism. The transcript has 3 exons. Lineage: Eukaryota; Viridiplantae; Streptophyta; Magnoliopsida; Poales; Poaceae. Gene Ontology annotation, molecular function: ADP binding. The record is from RefSeq and is a predicted model, not a curated record. Bases 142 to 3021 code for a protein of 959 amino acids.
ACUCGCCAACCAACUUUGACUUGUCGUACUACCUCUUGCUAACUCCUAGCAAACCUGAGCUAAAUAUAAAUCGAACCUGCAGCCUAGCCUUCUCUCCCCUCUCUCUGUUUUGCUCAAAGCUCGCAAAUUGUAUCUGCGGUCAUGGAUCCAGUUAGCAUUGCAGCUGUAGGAUGGAGUGUGACCAUGGUUGGUUGGCUCGCCUCAGCCACCAUCUCUAGGCUCCUCAACAAAUGCUUUGAUUAUAUCGACCAUGACACCAAAAAGAAGCUGGCACAACUUCAAUCCAAAAUUUUGGUGCUGGAGCGGGUGAUGGAAGUUGUUGACACGAGCCCAUACAGACCUCGUCUAGAGCAGCUGUUCAAGGAGCUCAAAACUGCUUAUUAUGAUGCUGAAGAAAUCUUGGAUGCUGUCGAGUAUCACUGUCUUGAGAGACAGGUCAAAGACAGCAAACUGCAGCCGGGCGGUAGUGCACCUCCAGCAAAGAAAGACCGUAUGAAGAAAAUAAGUUUUGCCAUGGCCAAAUUCUCCCCCUUAAAAAAUAAGGAGAGUGGUAUGCCAAAUAAGAUGUUGAUAAAGAGCCUAAAGAAGGUAGGAGAAGUUAUAAAUGAGGCACACGAAAUUCUGGAUGAGCUUAACUUGUCAAGCAUAAGUAAUGACAAUAGAAGGCGGGAAAUGGUUACCAAUGCUCCUACUACAGCAGUUUCUGCGCAGAAGGUAUUUGGUCGAGGUAAUGACCGCGACAAGAUCAUAGCAAUGCUUCAUGAAAAGGAAGGUGAUGAUCCAAGCACCAGCAAUGAUGUGUGCUUUUCUGUAAUUGGCAUACAUGGAGUCAGCGGGUCUGGGAAAUCUACCCUUGCACAGUUUGUUUGUGCCCGUGAGGAAAACAACAAGGAAGGCCAUUUUGAUCUUGUUAUGUGGGUGCAUGUUUCUCAGAAUUUUAGUGUGAGCGACAUUUUCAAGGAGUUGUAUGAGGCAGCUUCACAGCCCAAGGGUUCUUCAGAGCCGAACAUUCCAUGCCCUAUAUUUCAUAACCUGAAUACCCUAGAGAAACAAUUGGGGAUGAAACUAGAUGGAAAAAGAUUCCUUUUGGUACUAGAUGAUGUUUGGUCCAGUGAGGACUGCGGUGGUCAGAAUCUGCCAGGGUUACUUACUCCAUUAAAGGUUGGAAAGAGAGGAAGCAAGAUUUUAGUGACAACUCGAAGUAAACAUGCACUAACGGAUCUAUGUGUUGGUGUGAGAUAUACUGCCAUGUCAAUAACUGAGGUUGAUGAGACCGCCUUCUUUGAGCUGUUCAUGCAUUAUGCCCUCGAAUAUGGCCAAGACCGGAGCCUGUUCAAGACCAUUGGUGAGGAGAUUGCAGAGAAGCUGAAGGGGUCACCUCUAGCAGCUAGAACAGUGGGAGGAAAUUUACGUCAACAACAAGAUGUCGACCAUUGGAGAAGAGUCAGAGAUCAAGACCUUUUCAAGGUACGGACGGGACCUCUGUGGUGGAGCUACUAUCAACUUGGUGAGCAGGCUAGGCGUUGUUUUGCUUACUGCAGUAUCUUCCCUAGGAGACAUCGCUUGUACCGUGAUGACUUAGUUAGACUGUGGAUGGCAGAAGGGUUCAUAAGAAGCACAGAUGAAGGGGUGGAUAUUGAAGAUGUUGGUCUGGAAAUCUUUAAUCAACUAUUGUCGAUCUCGUUUCUUCAACCAGGUGGCAUGGAACGGGACAGGGUCUGGAACUUCCCUAGUAUCAGGGAAAAGGAAUACUAUUUAAUUCAUGAUCUGCUGCAUGAUUUAGCAGAGGCAGUAUCUGGAAGUGACUGCUUCAGAAUUGACAAUAACACGAGUCAGAAUGGAAAAGGCUGGAAAGGAGAUGUUCCCCGAGACGUUCGCCAUCUUUUUGUUCAGAGCUAUGAUGCAGCAUUGAUUACUGAGAAGAUUCAUGAAUUGGGAAAAUUACACACUCUCAUCAUUUAUAGUGUGGGAGAGGAUACACCAGUUGAGGAAACAGUGAUUAAGAAAAUAAUCAAGAGCCUGCCGAAACUGCGGGUACUAGCAAUUGCUAAUUCGAGUCAGCAAAAGGACGCAUUUAUUCGCAAACCAGAUACAUUCUCUGUCCCAGAAUCUGUUGGUCUAUUGAAGCAUCUGCGCUAUCUUGCUUUCCGGACAGAUAGAAAAUGCAGAGUAGUUUUACCAAGCAGUCUAAACCAGCUUUACCAGAUGCAACUGCUAGAUUUUGGUCUUUGCGGAGAUUUGGUAUUUUCCUGUGGUGACCUAAUGAACUUGCGGCAUGUAUUCUGCGUUUCAGGAUCAAGAAUCUCGAACAUCAGCAGGCUAGUAUCACUGCAAACGUUACCAGGGUUCAGAGUAAGCAAUGAACAAGGACAUGAGGCAAUCCAGUUGACGUAUCUAAACAGGCUCAGCGGAGAACUGUAUAUCUCUGGUCUCGAAAUGGUUAAAAGUAGAGAGGAAGCUCUUGAAUUCGAUCUAGCUGCCAAGAAACGGCUCACACAUCUAACACUGUCAUUCGAUGGAAGUUCAGAAGUUGCAGCAGAGGUACUUGAUGGCCUUUGUCCUCCCGUGGGGCUUGAAGAACUGUCAAUCAACUGCUACGAAGGUUCUGUGUACCCAAACUGGAUGGUGGGUAGGCAAAAUGAUGGACCAGAGAAGCUGCAAAAACUUUGUCUCUGGAGAUGGAGCCAGCUAGGACCUGCUCCUUCACUGAAGGCUUUCAUUCAUCUCCGUGAGCUCCAUCUGUGGUACUGCAGUUGGAACGCCUUUCCAGGCAAUAUGGAGCACCUCAGCUCGCUCAAGGAACUACACAUCUCUACAUGUUUGAAUCUUCGGUCGGUUCCAACGCUCCCACGGUCUCUUGAGUUGUUUUUGGUCUCUCACUGCAACGAUGGGUUUAUGGAGUCUUGUCAAACAGAUGGACACCCGAACUGGCAAAAGCUUCAACCCAUCCAUCAGAAAUAUUUUAGGGUUUGUGUUGACGAGGACAAACCGCCGUCAAGAGCAUUUAAUUGUUGGACGUGAUUACUGAUUAGGGACCAUCCGUUGGCUGGCAUGCACCCAAAAGAGUAAGGCCAUGUUUGUUUCAUAAGAGCAUGGUUAAUAGUAUAGCCAACUGCUGGCUAUAAGCAGUCUUAUAGUCCAUCUUGUAGCUAGCUUAUACAACAGUUAGCUAUAGAAGAGUACUACUUUUAUCAUAUAUGGCCCACCUUUCAUUCU